GGUCGAGAUGCAUUUUGUUGACACUAAAGCAAAGAUAAGUAGUAUAGUUUAAUGGUAUAGAUUCUACAGAAAUUGUAGAUAACGUCUUUUGACAUAAAGCCGUCAAACUCACACUUCCUAUGGUGUUUUAAUUGGUAACAAACAAUAUAUUGGAACAGGGAACUUGUAAAACUAAAGGAUGUCUCAAUAGAUAUUUCAAGAUUGUUUUUGUAUAGAACCCAAAAUAUAACAGCAACAAUGUUUGGCCUAUUUAAUGGGGUGCUAAACACAUCCCCAUCAGGGUAUAUCCCUGAGAUGGAGCAAAUAAUCAGCCAAUUGGAAAGAGGAACAUUGGUCACGAAGUUUUCGUGGCGGAAAAAAGCUGAACGGAAAACUACUUUGGCUAUCCGACGAGAGACCAGACAAAUUGUGUGGACUCGACCAGGACCGACAACCAAGACAACAUUUGAUGGCGCCGUGAAUCUAGGCGAGGUCAAGGAAGUUAGACUUGGUAAGAACUCAAAGGACUUCGAGAAGUGGCCAGAAGAUGCAAAGAAAAUUGAGAGCUCUAAAUGUUUUGUGGUGUUCUAUGGCAGUGAGUUCAACUUAAGAGUACUCAGUGUGGCAGCUCUAUCUGAGGCUGAGUGUGAACUAUGGGUUAGAGGCCUUAAAUACCUUUUCAAAGAUACUAUCAGUGCACCAUAUCCUUUGCAAGUUCAAGCUUGGUUAAGAAGAGAAUUUUAUUCUAUGGAGAGCCCUAGAGAGACUGUCAACAUGAAGGACCUAAAAUCAUUCUUCUUGAGAAUAAACCAUAAAAUGCCAACAAACAAACUUCGAGAAGUGUUCAGUGAGGUUGAUACGAGGAAAAGAGGCGAGAUUGGUUUUGAUGAUUUUUCUGUAUUAUACCAGAAAAUCAUAUUCGAUGAAAGUGAAAGUAGCGACGUUUUAGAAAAAUUACCUCGAACUAUGAACACAGUGAGCUUAAAAGACUUCCAGAGCUUUCUGAGACACGAACAAAAUGACUCGUCGGCGAACGAUGAAAAGGCUCUCUCCCAGUAUAUCUGUGAUUUUCUGAAAGACCCCCAACGGGAGAUUCAGGAGCCUUAUUUGACUACGUCCGAGUUCAUGGACUAUUUAUUCUCCAAACAAAAUGACCUCUGGGAUCCUGACAAAGACAAUGUUUACCAUGAUAUGACGAGGCCUUUGUCGCAUUAUUGGGUCUCUUCAUCUCAUAAUACAUAUUCGACAGGAGACCAAUUUUCGUCCGAAUCGUCCAUAGAAGCAUAUGUUCGAUGUCUAAGGAUGGGUUGCAGAUGUAUAGAGCUCGAUUGUUGGGAUGGUCCAGAUGGUAUGCCGUUCAUAUACCAUGGGCAUACCCUCACCACCAAAAUAAAAUUCAUGGACGUGAUCAAAACCAUCAAGGAGCACGCAUUCGUGGCUUCUGAAUAUCCUGUGAUACUUUCAUUUGAAGAUAACUGUUCGGUGAUACAGCAGAGGAAGAUGGCGCAAGCUAUGCAAGAAGUGUUUGGUGAUAUGCUUCUAACACAUCCAGUUGAAAAAGGCGAAUCAAAACUUCCUUCCCCUUAUUCUUUGCGACGGAAGAUAAUCUUGAAGCAUAAAAAACUUCCUGAGGGUCAGGAAGAUGGUUCUUUUCUCAUUAGAAAUGACGCGAAUGAAAUGGACCUGAGAAAUUCCGUAAAAAACGGAAUCAUGUACCUUGAAGAUAGAGUAGAUAAAGAGUGGAAUCCUCAUUUUUUCGUUCUAACGCAAAACAAGUUGUUUUACACUGAUAGCUAUAGAUCUGAACAAACGGAGUCGGAGAAGUCGGAGGACGAGGACGAAAGUGGAAAUUUUCAAAGAACGAAAGCAAAUGUCCCUAAUGAAGAGUUACAUUUUGGCGAGAAAUGGUUUCAUGGGAGGUUGGCGAAGGGCAGGGAGGAAGCUGAGCAGUUGUUAAAAGCCUAUUCGCAUUUAGGUGAUGGUACGUUUCUGGUAAGAGCUUCCGUGACCUUUGUCGGAGAAUACUGCUUAUCUUUCUGGCGCAACGGACAAGUGAAUCACUGUCGCAUCAGAUCUAAACAGGAUAAACAGCAGACCAAAUAUUACCUGAUUGAUGCCAAGCAUUUUGACAGUUUGUAUAGUCUUAUUACAUAUUAUCGCAGCUCUCCUUUGGUUACAGCCGAAUUUUCCAUCACACUGCAGGAACCUGUCCCACAACCGAAUCUUCAUGAAAACGAAGAAUGGUAUCAUAAAAACACGAGCAAGGCACAAGCGGAAGAAAUUCUGCGAAGGGUGAAGACUGAGGGAGCGUUUCUUGUUAGGCCCAGCGAAAACGAUACCAAUUGCUACACGAUCAGUUUUAGAGCUGACAGGAAAAUUAAGCAUUGUCGCAUAAAACUAGAAGGUCGACUGUACACCAUUGGUAGUGUCGAAUUCGAAAGUCUCGUAGGUCUGAUAGAAUAUUACGAGAACCACCCGUUGUACAAGAAAGUGAAACUGAGCCAUCCGAUCAGCGAGGAAAUGGUUAGAAGAAUGACUAUGGAACAAGACGACCCCUCAGCUUACGCGACCCCAUCUUACAUGGACCCGUCAGCUAUCGGCGCUGUCCUGAACAACGUCAACAUAACAGUCAAAGCAUUGUACGACUACAGAGCCACAAGGCCUGACGAACUGUCGUUCUGCAAGCACGCUGUCAUCACGAAUGUGUGCAAGCAGACAAACAGCCCGGGGUGGUGGAAGGGUGACUACGGGGGUGCCAGACAGCUGUACUUCCCACAGAACUACGUCAAGGAGAUCCCGACGCAGCCUAUGUUAGGGGUGGGAAGCGCUGAAGGCAGUAAUAGCGACGAUGGGACGGGCGAAUCGGUACUGCAAGGCUGCAUGGACAUGAACGGCGCUGUCGUUGAUUGUGUGCACAAUACGACAGACAGACAAGGCAUGGAAUGGAUAGUUAGGAUAGUACCGUCAACAGCUUGUACUACUUUUGAAUGUGGUAUUCAGACUCAGGAUUUAGCUUUAGAAUGGUAUUCCGCCCUUCAAGACGUAACGCAAAGGGCAUGUAGGUUAGAAACGCAAUACAGAGAGAUGGAACGGACGUUUAAGAUAGCAAAGGAGAUGUCGAAUCUCAUCAUUUACUUCAGAUGCAUUACCUUUAAUUUAGAUAGAGCAAAACAGCAGGAAUUCACCUUUUACGAAAUGUCUUCCUUUUCUGAAAAUAAGGCUGAAAAACUGAUUUAUCAAACCGAACGAAAACUAUUUUUGAGGUAUCAUCAAGUACAGUUCUCGAGAGUAUAUCCCAAAGGUCAGAGGAUAGAUUCCUCAAACUAUAAUCCAAUCAAUCUAUGGAACGUUGGGUCCCAAAUGUUGGCACUAAAUUUCCAAACUGGAGAUAAACCGAUGCAGUUGAAUCAAGCAAAAUUUAGGGACAACGGGGCCUGCGGGUAUCUCUUGAAACCAGACUUCAUGUUUCGCGAAGACUUUGAUCCGUGUGACAAAAGUUGUCUUGUCGGCGUUGAGCCUUACGUGAUAUCUGUCAAAGUUAUAGCUGGAAGACAUCUGUGUCGGUCUAAGAAGGGUGUAGCUAGUCCCUUUGUAGAAAUAGAAGUACUUGGGGCUCCGUUCGAUGCCGGUGUGAAGCUAGUAACAAAAAGAAUUUUAGAUAACGGCUUCAAUCCAAAAUGGAAUGAUGAGUUCUGCGAGUUCACGGUUUACAAUCCAUAUUUUUCCCUGUUGAGGUUCGUAGUACAGGAUGAAGACGUGUUUGGAGAGCCGAAUUUCAUUGGUCAAGCUACUUACCCUAUUACGUGUCUGCGAACAGGGUACAGAAGUGUGUGGUUGAAAAAUUCGUACAGUGAAGAUUUAGAAUUAGCAUCCCUCCUAAUUCAUAUCAGCGUAAGAAAAGGAUCUGUUAGUUAACAAAUACCACAUAUCGAAAAAAAGAAAAAAUGGAAGAAAGCUUUAUUAUGAAAUAUAGGUAAAAAUGAAUCAAACUGUUCAGUUCCUGUAAUGUCGUUGAUCGAAAUAUGAAUCAAUCUGCUGUAAGUUCGGAUGAAGAAGAAUCUUUGCAGUUUUUUUAAUCAACUAUGAAUUCAGUGUAUGAACAAUGAGCUACUAGGUCUUGAAAAAUUAAUUUUUCUACGUUUCUCAGCUUCCUGAUUAGUUUAGAGCGUAUUUUAGAAUAGAAUAUACGUACCAUUCAACUUACAUGUAGCAAGAUGAUACCAGUGAUUAACAUAUUUCACCAGAAGACACCCAAUCCAGUUGAAGAUCGUGCCUGUGCGAAAAUAAGCAUUAUGUACCGCACUGUCAAUCACUUAUUAUUUUAACUAUAUACAUAUCGACCACCGCCUGGUGGUAAUAACUUUCACCUCUGAGACUGUUGCAGGUUUUGGUAUUACAUUUUCCAUCAGUGGGAAAUUCUGAGACAUCGAAACCUUAGGAAGGCUCAGGGGUAAUCUCUCCUUGCAAGUUUGAUGCCAUGCUUAAGAAUAAGCAGUUUUCUUUAAAAGGAAAAUGAAGUUCCUUUUUAUUGCUUCUAAGGGGAUUACUGCCAUCUUUUGGCUGUGACGAUGGAAAUCCAAAUACAGCUUAGGGUUGAACGUUUUGGAAAAUACGUUAAUCAUUGAUAAUAUUUUAUUUGUAAAAGUUGCUAGCAGAAAGUUGUAUGGAAAAGAUUAUUUUCUCGUGCAAUUACUUUCAACGGGAAGCGCUUUUCGGAAACGAAGUAUUUUGGUUAGGACAGAGUCAAUAUAUCAUACAGUAUCGGCAGAGAAUCAUUGAUCUCCCGUGUUUAAAAGAGGGCUGGCUGGAUGAUGUCAAAUACAUCGUCAAUUAUCGGUCAAAUACGCAAUUUGAGAUAAUUUGAAUCUAAAGCAUAUUAUUUAUCAUUUGUUACUAAGCUAAAUCGAUUAAAAAUGUCUCAAAAAGAGCGCCUGAUUUAAUGUUCAAGAAAAACACAAUUUCUCUUCUAAUUAAGCGAAUAUUUAUAUUUCAACAUGAAGAGGAAUAGUUGCGAUUAAACAUGAAAUAGGACAUCCAGUAAAUGGCCACCACGAAACCUCUGGCGCAGGGUCAGUCUGCUUAUAAUUCUGGAUAACGUUUUCGCACAACUGUGGCUCUGUUUCGUCGAUAACGCGCCGUAUCCUUUCUUUAAGGCGUUCAACUGUUUGUGGCUUGUUUGCAUACACCUUUUCCUUCACAUAGCCCCAGAGGAAGAAGUCCAUUGGCGUUAGAUCGCACGAUCUUGGUGGCCAAUUUUGAUCGCCAAACCGAGAGAUGACACUGUCUGUAAACUUGGUCCACAGUAACACCAUUGUUACGCGUGCUGUGUGGCAAGUCGCACGGGGUUGUUGUAAGAACACAUCCUCCACAUCAAUUCGAUCCAACUGGGGCCACAAAAAUUCGGUUAACGUUUCGCGAUACCGCACUCCAUCAACAGUUACCGCAGUUUCAGCUGCAUUUUCUAAGAAAUACGGUCCAGUCACUCCGCCACUCCACAAUGCGCACGAAACGGUAACUCGCGGCGGAUGCAUUGGUUGUUCGAUUGUUACACGAGGGUUUUUAGAACCCCAAAUUCGGCAGUUCUGCUUAUUGACGUAUCCGUUCAGUUGAAAAUGUGUCUCAUCAGAGAAAAUGAUUUUCUUCGAGAAAUCCGCAUCAAUUUGGUGGUGCUUCAGCGCCCAAUCAACGUAUUCACGGCGCUGCGCAUGGUCCGUUGGCUUGAGUUCUUGCGUCAGUUGAACCUUGUACGCAUGCAAGAACAGAUCUUUUAGCAAAAUUCGUUGCAGAGUGGGUCUGCUAAGGUUCAAUUCUUGGCCACGUUGCCGAAUGGAAGUGCUUGGAUUCUCAGCCAUACUUUCCCACACUGCGACUAUAUUUCCGCGGGACCAACCAGGACGGCGGCGAACAGUGGUCUUCACAUUCAGCAACGUCAAUUUUGUAAUUAAACGGCGAUCUGGCGACUCAUUUGGCGCAUUAUUGCGACCGAAAAUUGUACCAAAUUUGCGCGUAAUUUUCUCAGUAGUGAGUUGUAGUGAGUUUUCUCAAUAAUUAAACGUUACUCGUUUGAAUACAGCUCCAUGACGUCUAAUCGCGUGAUCUGGACAUGACAGCUGUCAUCAAGUAAACACCAUACCAUUUGUACAAAAAAAUGGCAAAUUUAAAUCCGGCGCUCUUGUUGAAGCAUCCUUUAUAAUAGUAAUAAGUAAUAUUCCGGAUAGUGCCCUAAAAGUCAAAGAGCUAUGGAACUAUAUACAGGUUUUUAGAAUAACUUCUGUUUUCAUAAAGCUGAUAGCACCCGCGAAAAAAGAGAUUUAUAUAUUUAUAUAUACCUUAGGAAAACAGAAUUUAUUCUCGAAACCUUUAUGUCAUCCUAUAGCUAUUUAACUUUUAGCGUUCUACGCGGAAUAUUACACAGCUUAGUUUAGUAAAAGAAGCGUCAAGCGUCGGUGCAUUUGACAUGGUUGCCAGUUACCUAGACAGCCACCCCUUAACGGGUAGUAGCGAGAUAGAGAGACACGUAUGUUAUAGCAUGAAGGCGAAUAAGCGUCCAAAAAAUCAUUGUCAUGUUUCUCUCUCUAUCUCUUUCAUACACAUAAAAUAGCAGACCUCAAUGAUUCUUUGGCAAUCCUGCAUGUAGUUUUUCGCACUGUUUUUAGCGGUUAUGUCAUCAAUUCCAUACACAAUAAGUAAGCAAAUGGAGUAAUAAGAACCACGUGCGGAGCAGCAGUUCCAUAGAAAAACUGCACACUGGGUAACCCGAUCUUAAACUCAGCUGCUCUGGCACAAAUGCAUUUGGUAAUAAACGAGCAUUGCUUGUUUUCUCUUUCUCAAAAUAUUAUAUCAAUCCAUAGUAAACUCAAAAUAGUACGCCCAUGUCAAGUGGGUUGUCACACUGACAGUGACAAGCAUAGAUUAUUAAUAACCAUGGGUUGACUAGAAAAAUUUCGAGGUGGGGAGGCGAAGCUGAAGAAUAUAUCUUAGAGGGCACACAAACGUUCGCGAACAGAGGCAGUUUGCAUAUGUAUGUAUGAGGGAGCAGAUGAAUGUAUAAAAGCGAUGCCGUUAAUGCUAGUGUUAUUCGCCAAAAACCGUGAAAAGAACUAUUGUUCGUGAAUCGGGUCACAGUAAAACUGGCAGUAUCAUUUUCAUAUCUACAUCUUCCUCUUAAAUAUCAUCUACCUUUGAGUGUGGAUCUUUUUUGUAUAAGAUCAGAGACAUUCGUUUUUUCGUUUCGCCUCACCUCGUCGAAAAUUUUGGCGUCACGUAUUCUGCAGUUAUUCUUGAUACUGACAUUGUGACAACAUUCUUGUUAUCAGCAUGACAGCUCUUGUUGAUCUUCGCAAGAAAAUAUAGUUUUCCCUGGAAAUCCAAUUAUUGGCAAUGCCGACAGUUUGUGCUAAAAUUUGAGCAUUACCAAAAAGCGAAUUAAAAGAAUGGCGCUUAUUCCUCACUUCAUGUGCGGAAGAAUGAUCAGCAGUUGUGUUGAAGUUCAGUUUGCAUACUGUGCAUUUUCCCUUAGGAAGAAUAAUCUACACCUAUGACAUUCUUAGUCAAUCUGUCUUAUUUUGCAUGGCGUUGAUGACGUAUCAGUGGCGUAGCAAGGGGGGGGCAUGCCGUACCGGGUGUCACAUUUUUUGGGUGACACGCACCCGGUGGCUCAACUUUUUCAGAGUUGAACUCCCCAGACAUGAUCGAAGUCUCUUCAAGACCUAGCUUCAUUGUUUCAGAUCGAAUAAACAAAUACUUUGGUCUCAGGAACAGAAUUUCUUUUGGAGAUACCAAGACUGCGAAGACACUUAAAAGCAGCUAGUGUUACAGUUUUUGAUUGGGUAUCUCUAGAUUUUUUGAAGUUUAUUGUAGAAUGGGAUUUUACAAUCUCUUCUAAAUCUUAAUGCACUAACAUUGUUCAAGACGGUUUGCAUGUCCGUAUCUUCAUGUGAAAGGAGUUUCAAUAAAAUAAAAUUAAUAAAAAUGACCCAAUCGCGGUUUAGCAAUCUUGGUACGCCACUGUAACGUAUCCAUUAGAAACGGCGUUUUUUAUUGUUUUUUAAUCAGAGUAAACGUCCAUUGAAUUUAUAUAAUAGCGAUGAGGUGUUACAAAAUUUUGAAAACAUCAUAUUCGUUGCUAUACAUAUCGCUAGAGAAAAAACAAUUAUUAGUUGAGUGAAAACUGCAUAUCUGAUAAAAGUUACAUCCUAAGUAGUAGAUAUAGUAUUGCUACAUACAGUAACACGCAAAAUAGACAAUAAAACCUCAGUAUUUAUUUUUUGGAGGAGUUGUUUGAAGAAUCACGUAUAAAAGACAAAGAUAGAGAUUUAACGUAUCGGGCUUCGCGAAAAGUGAGAUAUCGAACAAGCGAGUAUUUUUUAUGUGUUUACAUGUUUAUAAUAAGAAUAUCUAUACACACUAAAAUUAUUUUUUUAAAUUAUUUCAUAGAGAUCUAAGAUAUACAUUUGUUUAUGUAGUCUUCAGAAAAUUAGUGUAUGUAUUUUCAAUGUAUCAUUUUUGCUGUCUGUUUACAAGUAUUAUAUUUUGUACAAUAUUUCACUAUGGAUACUGUAAACUUUAGCAUCAUAGUUCAUAGUGUUGCCAUAUGCACUCCCUAUGAUCGUUGAUCUAUAUAGUAUUUAUGGCAACAUGCUGUAUGUUCAAUGUGGGAAAAUACGUUUCCAUAUUUUUUAGAUGUUGAGAUUCGCAAUUUCAAACGUUUGUGAUUUUAUAUUAACUGUUUUUUAUUAAACGGUCGUCGCGUAUAUGUACGAGUCGCAAGAUAGGACAACGUUGUAAUCCAAAAAGGGAAGUAUUAAAUGUACUUGCAUUUUAAAAAUAACAGAUUGCAUAUCAUGUUAUAGUCAUAUCAUUGUAAUUUAAGA
This is a messenger RNA of Acanthoscelides obtectus, 8852 nucleotides long. Lineage: Eukaryota; Metazoa; Arthropoda; Insecta; Coleoptera; Chrysomelidae. The record is from the annotation of a GenBank genome assembly.